Dictyostelium purpureum is the source of this 1527-nucleotide messenger RNA. RefSeq lists its product as uncharacterized. Gene Ontology annotation, biological process: transmembrane transport. NCBI's taxonomy places the organism in Eukaryota, Evosea, Eumycetozoa, Dictyosteliales, Dictyosteliaceae. Bases 1 to 1527 code for a protein of 508 amino acids. The record is from RefSeq and is a predicted model, not a curated record. The transcript is spliced from 2 exons. Gene Ontology annotation, cellular component: membrane. Gene Ontology annotation, molecular function: transmembrane transporter activity.
AUGAAUAAUUCAAUUAAUAGUUGUAGUGAUGAAUCAGAUUCAUUUUCAGAUUAUGAAGAGGAUUUAGUGGGUACAUCUAUUGUAAAUAUUGACGAAGAUAAAGAACCAUUAUUAUUUAAUAAUCAAGAUGGCGCAUCUUUACUUGAAGAUUCUGAAAAAAAAGGUCAAGAUAUAUUAGAAGAAAUUAAUAAAAAGAAAUCUAUUUUUCAACAUAAAUAUUUAAAAGAUGUUUUAUUAAUUUAUGCAUUGUAUUCCUUAUUGACAAUGACAAGAAUUUGUUAUGGACUUUUUAUACCUAAUGUUAUGAUAAAUUAUGUAAAAGCAGAGUACCCAGAUUACACACCAGAGCAACUUCAAAGCAAAGCGGCCUACUACAAGAGCUUUCUCGAUGCCAUCCCAUACAUUUUCAUGUUUUUAUUUGGUCCAUUAGCCGGCGCUAUCAGUGACAAGUAUGGAAGAAAGGUAUUGUUGUACUGGGCUGCUGGUAUUGAAAUUGUUGAUAUGAUAUCAUGUGUAAUUACAAUUAAAACCAACAGUUUAGUGCCAUUUUUCAUUGGCCACAGCGUUGCCGGUACCACAAAUGUAUCGAUAGCAGCAGUGUAUUCAUAUUUGGCCGAUAUUACAGAGGAAGAUAUGGUUCCCACAACUUAUGCAAUGACCGGUAUGGCCAUGGGUUUCGGUAUUAUCACUGGUCCAGGCGUGUAUCUCAUCACUUCGCUCUUCCCAAAUAUCUUUUUCUUGACACUAUACAUGACAAUUGGUAUACUUGUGUUUGCAAUUAUAAUCAUUAUCUUUUUAAAGGAAUCUCUAAACAUCGCCAAAGAGAACGGAAAAAUCAAACCCCACAAAAAAACAUCAAACCCAUUCAAACUAAUCAAAAGAGUAUUCUCGGCAAGUGCCUAUGUAUCAUUAGUUAUUUGUAUUUAUAUCGUAGUUAGUUUUUGUCUUCAAGAUAUUAUGUCAACAUAUGUUUAUUCAACCGCACUAAGAUAUGGUUGGACACCAAAAGACACCUCAUUCUUUAUGGGUGGAAAUGGUUUUUUUAUGUUGGUGUGGAGUAUUUUAAUCGUACCCACUUUAUUAAAAUAUUAUUCUGAAAGAAAAAUUAUUUCAUUGGCUUUGUUAAUUGGUUUUAUUGUAAGAGCAGCUUAUGCAUUUGCGUAUAUACAAUAUAUAUGGAUUGCUGCAGCAUCCUUUGGUGCAUUUGUGCCAAGUUCUAUUAGUUUGUUAACCUCUGUUAUCAGUAGAGCAACUCCUGCUGAAGUAAGAGGUUCCAUUUUAACUGGUGUCCAAUCGGUUGGCUCAUUGGCUGGUUUUCUUGGUGCAUUGACAGCUGGCAAUAUCUAUAGUUUUGCUAUAUCUAAAAAAAGCCCCAGAUUCUUCCCAGGUGCCCCAUACAUGUUAUCAUCGUGUAUACUCUUUUUAGCUUUUUUCGGUAGUCUUAUAAUUUGGAAAAAAUAUUCAAAUCCCACCCCAUUAAGAAGAAAGAGAAUACCAAAAUCGAAAUCAUUCUCUGUUAACAGUUAG